Molecule: messenger RNA, 714 nt
Organism: Cucurbita pepo subsp. pepo (vegetable marrow)
Lineage: Eukaryota; Viridiplantae; Streptophyta; Magnoliopsida; Cucurbitales; Cucurbitaceae
Product: metalloendoproteinase 1-MMP-like
Biological process (GO): extracellular matrix organization; proteolysis; collagen catabolic process
Cellular component (GO): extracellular matrix
Molecular function (GO): metalloendopeptidase activity; zinc ion binding
Source: RefSeq, a predicted model, not a curated record
AUGGAUUUGACAUCAUGUCUCCAAGUGAUGUUCGUACUUGUCGCCGCCAUAGCACCCCACGCCAUCAUGGCGCGCCAUCUUCACACCCACAAGUUGUCCUCGUCUAUAUUUCCCCAACAUCUUGUGGGAAGUGGGAAGGGCCACAACAUAGAAGGAAUCCACAACGUCAGAGCCUUCCUCCAACGUUAUGGUUACUUGAGCACAAAUGUGGAUACCGAAGGCAACGCCUUUGAUGACAACUUGGAAUUUGCCCUUAAAUCAUACCAAAAAUUCUUCAACCUCAACGUGAGUGGCAUUUUGGAUGGGGAGACUUUGGAGCUAAUGUCGCAGCCUCGAUGUGGAGUUCCCGACGUGUUCAUCAACGAGACGGGCGGAGACGGGAACGGGGACGGGGAUCACCCCAUAGGACUUCAUUACACAUUUAUCAAUGAUUUGAAACCGAAAUGGGGGACGUCCAAAUACAAUCUGAAAUACGCAUUUGUUGGGAGUUUUCCAAAACAGUACAAGGCUACAGUGGUUCGAGCCAUGCACAAUUGGAGUUCAAAAAGUGGAUUUAAAUUCACAAAAGGUAGUGCGAAUAAGGCAGAUGUUAAAAUAAGCUUUGAAGUUGGAGAGCAUGGAGAUGGGCAUCCUUUCAAGGAGGGAAGUGGAGAAUUGGCGCAUGCUUUUGCGCCUGAAGAUGGGAGACUUCACUUCAAUGCGCGGGAGGCUUGA